Molecule: messenger RNA, 4415 nt
Organism: Siniperca chuatsi (mandarin fish)
Lineage: Eukaryota; Metazoa; Chordata; Actinopteri; Centrarchiformes; Sinipercidae
Gene: ifnlr1
Product: interferon lambda receptor 1
Exons: 7
Coding region: 682-2448 (588 amino acids)
Molecular function (GO): protein binding
Source: RefSeq, a predicted model, not a curated record
AAUAAUAAAAUAUACUGUACACAUAUUCGUUCAGUCAUAGAAUUACACAAGCCAUCACAUGAGAUAUGAUGUAAUACAAAAAGUCAAACCAAAGAUACAGUAUAAGAAAUUCUUGUAUCGCCACCAAAACUUAACACACAGGAUUGGAACCAGGUAUUGCUUCCACAUUAAUUUAUAAUCUUUUAAUACAAGGACUUACAGAAAAACAACUACACAUAAGUUAUUAAUGUUUUCAGAUGCUGUUAAUUGAAUGUUUACAUAGCAUUAAGAAUGACAACUUAUUAUAAUUGACAAUAUAGGCACAAACAUAGCAAUUAAUGAUUUUUUUAUUAUUAAGACUAACUAAAUUAUCUAUGUGAUUUAAGUUCAUUUAAAAUGGUAAACAAAAACAACAACUUGUUUUUCCUGUUGUCUUAAAGUUUUUUGUUUGUUCAUAUUGAGCUGAAAUGUGUCUGGAUUCUCCAGUUUUCUUGUUUAUCUGACCUGUGCAACCUGCAAUGGACUAAAUUAAUCAGUUGUCAUUCAUACGACUCACUGUGUCUCCAGGUCAAUAAAACCUCGACUGGCCGGUUCGUCAUCAACUUGAAGAACAACGAAACAGAGUACUGCGGCUAUGUGGUCUACAACCCUUUAACUGAAUGGGGUCGCUUAGAGAGUGAGAAUGCCUCCUUCUGUGUCAGAAUGCCAAUUCGUCAUUCAACUGGCAAUGGUAGAGUGUAUUUUGUCUCCAGGAACUUUAACAACAUACUCCACUGGGAACCUGUGAAGCCUGCCGUCCCUGGGCAAAAGGUUCUCUAUAGCGUCCAGUAUUGGAGUGAUGCUGAGGAGCAGCCAUUCCAGAUAAAAGAGGAAUGUCACAACAUUACUGCUCUGUCCUGUGACCUGACUGCAGAAACCCCAUCUGUUCCUGACGUUCACUACCGGGCCCAGGUGACCGUUAACGGUAGCCUUCAUGGCCGCACCAACACGUUUAAACCUAUAGCAGAAACUAUUUUUGGUCCGCCCACCUUGUCUACAUACACAACGGUGUCAUCCUUGCAUGUUAAUGUCACCCUGCCCUUGGGGCCAAAUGGAGUCUCCAUUGCGGACAUCAUCAACAGAAGCAAAAACGGGCCCUCCAAAACUAUAAUUGUUUAUACCUUAAAAAUCACCUAUCCAAAGUGGGCUGCACAUGUCAAUAAAACCUCGACUGGCCGGUUCGUCAUCAACUUGAAGAACAACGAAACAGAGUACUGCGGCUAUGUGGUCUACAACCCUUUUACUGAAUGGGGUCGCUUAGAGAGUGAGAAUGCCUCCUUCUGUGUCAGAAUGCCAAGUGAUCUUCUGCAGCUUUUGCCGUGGCUUCUCGUGAGUGUUGCUCUUCUGGCGGCCAUAGUCAUACUGUUAGUUGUAUGUAUGUGCUACUAUGUAAAGGGUGGAAAGGAAAAGAGCAUACCACAGCAAUUGGUACCCAUACCCAGCACCUCGCCCAGAGUAAUGCAGUCUCCAGAUAGUAAUGUCAUCAUUUCCAAACUGGAGGUCUGUGUUCAAAGUGACAAAACAGUUUACGCAAUGAUCCGGGUGAAGCCAAAUGUGCGACCAGUUGAGGUUGGAGGUUAUUCUCCCCAGGACAUCCCCUGCCAAGCCUGGCAAGGCAGCAUUGGCUCCUCUGUAGGCACAGGUGCACACAGUCCGGCCCCAAGACCCAAGGACACGAGCGCCCAGUCAGAAAUCUAUAGUGUAGUGGCUGUCCAUGUCCCUGCUGAAAAGGAUCAAGAUUUUCAGCAGGCUACCAUUGAAGGUAGAGGAACUAGUAACCUGCCAUUGUCUUCCAGUGGAGAAAGCUGGGAUAAAGGUGAAACAGGUCCAAAGCUGACCUCACAUGGAGCACCACCAUUACUCAAUCUGGACGCUUGUGAGAGCAAUCCAGACAAGCCACUGCUAUUGCAAACAGUGCGCGAUACCAAUGGACAACUUAUGUUGCCUUUACUCACUUUUCAGUUACAGAGCAGCACAGGUGACACAGUAUCACCCCUCAACUCAGAGAGAAGACCCCUUUUAUCUGACCUCAUAGACACCAAGAAGGAGGGGCCAUCAUUGGCAUCCUUGCAGAGCUUAGACAGCUCCGAGUGGUCAGACUCAGGGUGUGAUGAUAGCACUGUAAACACACCAACCCAGUCGUACUGCAACACCCAUUAUUCCCCAUCUCAACCUGUUCCUGAUUUCCACCAAGGAUGUCAGAACACACCAUGUAGUGAUGCCAUAUUUGAAUCAGGUUACAAACAAAACUGGAUGCCUGCAAUCCUUCUUGGAACUGCAUCCAAAGACAGUUGUGAAUACAGAAGGACGAGCUAUCCUUGGACCAUGACGGGUUCCAAAAAGGAAGAGGAAGGUGAGGAAGACAGAGGAGGAGAGGAGAGUUCAAGGCAAAUUCUUCUGGGAGGUUGGGUGGUACAAAUGAAAGAAUAAUUCUCCUCUCUAUAAAAGACGUUUCAUCACAGUACCCUUUGCAAAAGGAGGAGGAGGAAGUUGAUGGGAGCACUGACAGGUGCUUUAGUGACAAUGCAGAACUCAGGCAGAUGAGAUGGUUUUGCUGUCUGUGUGGCUGAUGAUGCAGAGACAGAUGUUUAAACUUUCCUUAAACAGGUCCAGUGUGUAGGAUUUAGUGGCCUCUAGCAGUGAAAUUGCAGUUUACAACCAUUUGAACACUGUCUGCUUCACCCUCUCCUUCCAAGCUUGUAGGAGAAACUACGGUGGCUGUGAAACUCAUGAAAAACGCGAACGGCCUUAUCUAGAGCCAGUGUCCAUUCUGGGCUACUGUAGAAACAUGGCCACCUCUGUGGAAGGGGACCCGCUCCUUAUGUAGAAACAGCUUUUUUUAAGAAAUGAAAACAAAACAAUUCUUAUUUUCAGGUGAUUAUACACUAAUGAAAACAUACUUAUAAAUAAUAUAUUCCAUUCCUGCCAAUAGCGCCUCCAAAAUAUUACACACUGGACCUUUAAACAUCCAGAUUUAUUCUCUUGGUCCUUAAACACAUUUCAUUCCUAGUUGUGAUAUGUUAUGCUUUGCUGUAAAUCUAAUUUUAUUUAUUAAUCCACAAUUGCACAAUGUUAAAAAUAAGUAUGGAGUAUGGAUACUCCAAAAUUGUGAGUUUACAUUUAAAGAAAUCAUUGUAUAUACAUUGUAAAGUCCUUGUUUACUUUGUCAACUCAUUGUUUAACAAAAUAACCACAUUUUUACAAAACAGAAUUUGUAUUUAAAAAAGAUUGUUGAAAACUGAACCCAAAGUUAACUUACUUAUCUACACCACAAACGCAUGACAAGAGUGACUGUUUUGUGCCCCAAUGUAUCACAGGCAGCAAAGGGAUUAUAGCAACUUCUAUAUAAAGUUUAAAUCAUACCUUAAUCAUCAAUAUUUUUUACAUUGUUACGAUAGUCUAAAGCUGUGUUCAGACAGCGAAAAGCUCUAAUUUGUUUGCAUAGUGAAAAACAAAAAACAAAAAAACAUGAUCACACCCAUCAUGUUUGCACUGUAAGUGGUUUGGUUCUUUAAAUUCAACUCAGUCAGACAACUCAAAGUGUUUUCACUUUGAAAAGGGCUGCAACCAAAAUAAAAAGCAACCAAAACUCUAAGUCAUCACACAUAGUCAGCAAGAGCAUUUGUGUGCCAUCACUAUGACGACACAUUAUUCCAACUGAUUACAUUCUCUAAAUACACAAAACACAAUCUGGUCAUUUUUAAAUUACAAUGUGGACAAUCAGCCUUAAAGAUUAGAUAUGAAGACAAACCUGAUAGCCAUGUGGUAGAACAAAGCAUUAGACACAGUCUGACGCCUAUUGUUACGUUUUGAACCGUUUGAAAUGGGACUAAAAUGGACUAUAUUUCUACUAGAAAUGAAUAUAUUCCUAUUUUUACACUCCCCAACAUAUUUUAGUAUUAUCAGUGUGGUUUUAAGUACAUGGAAUGAUUACAUCUAUUCAGAAAAAAUUGUUGUUUGCCCCCCCCACCACACACACAAAGUUCUUGAACUCAUUUUGUUCUCCUCAUUGUUUGCUGUUCUUUUAGGAGAAGAAAAUACAGUGUGUAAAAUAUAUUAGAAGGUGGGGUCAUGGUGCAACCUAAGCCACACUGAUAACAACUAGGUUUUUAAUAGACUGAGUGCAAUGUUAUUAUACACAGUUGUAAAGUAAUAACGUUGGGUGUGUGCGAUGAGAGUCACAUAUGGACGCAUUUUAGUGCACAAUACAGUUGUACAUAUAUAUUGUGGAUGAAAGUGUCUGCCGAAUGAAUGUAAAUGAAUUAAUGUAAUAUAAAGUUGCAACUUUGUUUUAUUCUGUAUUUACAGUUUGUGAAUUUCUACUAAUGUUUAUGUUGGGAAGUUCAUGUUGGAAAGGUUGAGAUGUAAGAUAUUAAACACUGAAAAAAAUUACCUAA